Paramecium sonneborni is the source of this 1384-nucleotide messenger RNA. NCBI's taxonomy places the organism in Eukaryota, Ciliophora, Oligohymenophorea, Peniculida, Parameciidae. The record is from the annotation of a GenBank genome assembly.
AUGAAAAACUUUACUGUUUUUGAGAAGUUGGGAGAAGGUAUUAUAAUUUUGAUAAAUGUGAUUAAUUUUAGGUUCAUUCUCAACAGUGUUAAGAGUAAAAAGGUAAUCUGAUUAAUAAGAAUAUGCAAUGAAAAAAGUAAGGAUGGGAUAAUUAAAGGAGAAAGAGAAAGAGAAUUCACUUAACGAGAUUCGUAUAUUGGCAAGCAUUUCACAUCCGAAUAUAAUAGGUUAUAAGGAAGCAUUUUAUGAUGAAUAAUCUUAAAGUUUAUGUGUAGUGAUGGAGUAUGCUGAUUAAGGUGAUUUAUAAUAAUAGAUAUAAUAACAUAUACAUAAGAAGUAAUUAAUUUAAGAAAUAGAGAUAUGGAAAAUGAUAUAUUAAAUGACUAUUGGUAAUAAGUAGAUUUAUUUAAUAGCAUUAAGAACGUUACAUUAAAUGAAAAUAUUGCAUAGAGAUUUGAAAUCUGCAAAUGUAUUUCUUCACUAAGGAAAUUAUAAAUUAGGAGAUAUGAAUGUAUCAAAGGUAGCUAAAAAGGAUUUGGUUUAUACUUAAACAGGAACUCCAUAUUAUGCAAGUCCUGAAGUAUGGAGAGAUUAGCCAUAUGAUGCUAAAAGCGACAUAUGGAGUUUAGGAUGUGUGGCAUAUGAAAUGGCUGCACUUAAACCUCCUUUUAGAGCUUAAAAUAUGGAAGGAUUAUAUAAAAAAGUAUAAAGAGGAUUAUAUGAACGAAUACCAUCUAAAUUUAGUGGUGAAUUAAUGACUGUUAUUGGUCUAUGUUUAUAAGUACAAAGCAAAUAAAGACCUACAUGUGCUUAAUUACUUAAUAAUCCUAUUUUAUUAAGGAAUGCUAGAUAAUUCAUUAUAGAAAGUAGAGUUUCAUAAUAAACAUAAUCAUCUCAUGCUGGUUCUAAUAUUCUAUUAUAAACUAUAAAAUUACCAAAAAAUUUAAAGUAAUUAAAAGAGAAAUUACCUAAAUCUAAAUACUUUAUUGAAAGUGUUAAUAAAUCUUAUGAUGAAAGUUAAGCUAAUAGUUCAUUCUUACCAUAAAUAAAUCAUACUAAAGAAAUUAGACCUAAUUGUUCUGUUCCACCUUUAAAGAGUGAUAGAUAUCAAUAAUAAUAAUAAAUAUAAUAGAAUUCAUUACAUGAAGAAAGAUCAAAAUCUAUUGUUAAUUCAGUUCAAUUAUUAGAGAUGGAAAGAAUAAGAUAAAAGAAACUAUUAGAAAAAUAAUAAAAUUUAAAAAUUAGCAUCAUUCAUUAAAAUGCUGUUCCUUAUAUUAAUAGUUCUUCAUCUUAAAUUUAAAAUCUGUAUGCUAACAAAUAACACAAUAUUAGAGAUGCUCAAAAAUAAUUUAUAGAAGCACCUAAGCCAAUAUGGUGGGGUUGA